Orcinus orca (killer whale) is the source of this 1987-nucleotide messenger RNA. RefSeq names its product CKLF like MARVEL transmembrane domain containing 3 (gene CMTM3). Gene Ontology annotation, cellular component: membrane. NCBI's taxonomy places the organism in Eukaryota, Metazoa, Chordata, Mammalia, Artiodactyla, Delphinidae. The coding region runs from base 93 to 641 and encodes 182 amino acids. The record is from RefSeq and is a predicted model, not a curated record. The transcript has 5 exons.
UCGAUCCUCCUUCCGCACAGUCAGGGUUUCCGUUUCCCUCCUGUACGCAGAGUAAGGGGGAGCGAGGCCGAGCCGCGGCCGUCGCCGCCGCCAUGUGGCCCCCAGACCCGGAGCCCGACCCAGACCGCGAGCCUGCCGGCCGCUCCCAGCCCCACGCGGCCCUUCCCGGGCUCCGCGCCCUCCUGCCGGCGCGCGCCUUCCUCUGCUCGCUCAAAGGCCGCCUCCUGCUGGCGGAGACGGGUCUCUCUUUCAUCACCUUCGUCUGCUAUGUGGCGUCCUCAGCAUCCGCCUUCCUCACAGCGCCCCUGCUGGAGUUCCUGCUGGCCCUCUGCUUCCUCUUUGCUGAUGCCAUGCAGCUGAACGACAAGUGGCAGGGCUUGUGCUGGCCCAUGAUGGACUUCCUACGCUGUGUCACAGCGGCCCUCAUCUACUUCGCCAUCUCCAUCACAGCUGUGGCCAAAUACUCGGACGGAGCUUCCAAAGCAGCCGGAGUGUUUGGCUUCUUUGCCACCAUCGUGUUUGCAAUUGACUUCUACCUGAUCUUUAACGAUGUGGCCAAAUUCCUCAAACAAGGGGACUCCGCAGGUGAGACCGCAGCUGACAAGGCAGAAGAAGAGAAUUCCGACUCUGACUCCGACUGAAGACCCGACCUGCCCUGGCAGCCUGAGCCACGCAGGCCUCCGCUCCUGCACCUCCUGACCGUGCUGGCCGGAGUGUGGCCAGGGGACCGUGCAUGUUGGGAGGGAGGCUGUGACUUCUCGCCCAGCAGCGGAAGUUGCUGACGGAGCAGGCCUCCUCACAGCCCCAGGGUGACGUUCCUGAGCCUGGCAUACACGAUGACACCCCUUGGCGCUUAGCACUCUCCAGCCUCUCUCUUCGUGAGGGCGUCGUUCCGCCACUUCUCAUUUCUGUCCCACAGACCUUAAGCCCUUGAACCUCUGCCAAAAAUCAGCACAAGGGGACAAAGCAGAUAGAGCCUUGUUAUACCACUGCAGGAAGCACGUCAUGCUGUGGUGAGUGUGGGGGAGAGACAAGACAGAAACCGGCAGAGGGCCAUCCCUGGGCCCCAGCGGCUUCUGUCUGCAUCUGGUGCCCCUGCUCACGGCAGGCAUUUUGUUGAGAACGACGCUUCCAAGAUUCUUUUGUUCAAGGAGCAACAGUUCCCUCUUCAUUCUUUUUUUUUUUUUUUUUUUUUUGCGUUACGUGGGCCUCUCACUGUUGUGGCCUCUCCCGUUGUGGAGCACAGGCUCCAGACGCGCAGGCUCAGCGGCCAUGGCUCACGGGACCAGCCGCUCCGCGGCAUGUGGGAUCUUCCCGGGCCGGGGCACGAACCCGUGUCCCCUGCAUCGGCAGGCGGACUCUCAACCACUGCACCGCCAGGGAAGUCCCCCUCUUCAUUCUUGAAGCAGGGAGAAAACUGGCCUUUGCUGUGUGAUCUAGGAGAGAGUGGGUCCCAGUGCCCAUGAGUGAUACUUUACACCCCUGGAGACCAUAUCUUCUUCAGAUGACAUGCCUAUUCUGGGUCUAAGACUGUUUCAAGAAGAGCUCGUAGACUAGCUUACCAGGUCCAAGAGAUCGAGGGCUCCACACGACAAAGUGGCAGUGACAGCCCCCAGGGCAGCUGGGCAGGCCCAGCCAAACCCUGUCUUUCCUUGGGCCGUCAGCAGGCCAGAGGCUCUCGGGCCCUCAGGACAAUGUGCUUCUGAACACCUGACCCUCACGAGGGGCGAGACGUGCCUUCUGUGUUCACCUAAGGACCUUAUUAUGCUGUGCAUGUAUCUUCAAUGGGAUUUUGUAACUUUAUAAUUUUUUUUUUUUUACACAAAAGCAGCUUCUUACAUGGCAUUUCCUGUGACCCAAGAGGCCUUGUGAACGAGCCAGAGCUCUGGACUCAUGUUUUGGACAUUUGUAAUCUUUGUUCUUCUCUUGCAUGUGAAUCUCCUACCCUGAAAAAAGCCAUAAUGGAUUAAAUCAGACUGACUUCCUG